GGUGAGGCCGCUCGAGGCACGGACAUGGCGGCGGCGGGGCGUGACGUGUGCGGGGCGCUGCUCACGUGGCUCCAGACCUUCGCCCCCCCCUCGCCUUGUGCCUCCCCCCAGGACCUGAGCAAUGGGGUGGCCCUGGCCUAUGUCCUGCACAGCAUUGACUCCUCCUGGUUCAAUGAGACGUGGCUGGGCCUCAUCCGGGAUGAUGCUGGGGACAACUGGAGGCUGAAGGUGAGCAACCUGCGGAAGGUGCUGCAGAGCCUCCUUGAGUACUGGCAGGAUGUGCUGGGCCGGGCGGUGCCUGAGCACCAGGUCCCAGAUGUGGUGCUGGCAGCUCAAGGUGCUGAGCCCCAGGAGCUGGGCAGGAUGGUGCUGCUGGUGCUGGCCUGUGCCCUCUGCGGCCAGGGCAGGGAAGAGCACAUCCAGCGCAUCCUGAGCCUAGAGGAGCCGGUGCAGCGCCUGCUGAUGCUGGAGAUCCAGGAGCUGCUGGAUAAGGAGGUGAUGGAGACGGAUGAAAGCCAGGAGCAGUCCCGCAGUUGUUCCUUCCUGAGCCCGGCUCUGGAGGGCUUAGGGCAGCGGUGCCGGGAGCUGGAGCUGCAGGUGUCUGCGCUGCUGCAGGAGCAGAGCCGCUUGGUGCAGGAGAACCGGGCGCUGCGGGAGGAGAACGACCGGCUGGAGCGCGAGGCGCGGCGCUUGCAGGCGCGUGCUCAGCAGCUGCGCGGCCCCGUGGGGGAGGGGCGUGCACUGCGCGAGGAGCGCGACGCGCUAAGGAGCCUGGAGGCGGCGGUGGCCUCGUUCCGGGGCAGCACGUGGGAGCUGCGGCGCCGCGCGCAUGCGCUGGAGGAGCGGGAGCAUGCGCAGUUGCGGCGGGCGGCGGCGCUAGAGCUGAGCCGGGCGCAGGCAGCGCGCAGGCAGGUGGAGGAGCUGAGGGCAGAGCGGUGGCAGCACCAGUUCUGCUGCCUGCAGGAGCGGUACCAGGCGCUGAGCGAGGAGAAGGAGCGCCUGCAGGAGGAGCGGGAUGCGCUGCGUGAGGCCAAUGAGGAGCUUCGCUGUGCCCAGCUGCAGCAGAGCUGCCUGCACCAGGCAGAUGGGGCCUUGGUUGGGAGCCUGGCGGCUGAGCUCAUCCCUGCGGAGCUGAGGAACACGGUGAUGCGGCUCCAAAGGGAGAACCGGCGGCUGCAGGAGAGGCUGGAGGCCACAGCGGUGACCCCUCUCCACUCAACACAGGGGGACUCCCAAGCAGAGUUUCUGCUGCUGGAUGAGACCAUUGAUUACCUGGAUGAGCUCCAAGGGGACGAGGACCUGGACCCACACAAGGACAGCAGUGGGUCUCAGUGUGUGAAGGGGCUGCAGCAGCACCAAUGGGGUCACAGCGGGGGGGGACAGAAGGUGCUGGACUCCCCCCUGGCCCCCGAGCUCCAAACCCUCCGGAACCAGUUACAGGAGAAGGAGGCAUUGAUCCGGUACCUGGAGGGUGACUGGGAGCGGAGCCGGGCGCAGCGGGAGCGGGAGGAGCGGCUGCUGGUGACUGCCUGGUACAACAUGGGCCUGGCUCUGCAGCAGCAGCAGGAGGAGGAGGGGGGGGGGCAGCAGCGGGGCCCCCCCGGGGGGGCUCAUUCAUUCCUGGCUCGGCGCCCCCCCCACGGCCGCCCCCCCACCCGUUAAUGGGGGGCCCAACCAUUGAAUUGGGGGGGGGGGGGAGAACACACACAGCCCCUCCCCCCCCUUUUCCCCUGGGCUGGUCCCAUUGUGGAACCUCCCCCCCCAUUUUGGGAGGGGCUUUUAGUUCUUUCCUACCCCUUUUCUAUGGGGGGGGUCCUGUUGUGCCCCCCCCAAAGCGGUUCAAUAAAGUCACGUGACUUAAA
Messenger RNA from Melopsittacus undulatus (budgerigar), 1862 nucleotides. RefSeq names its product hook microtubule tethering protein 2 (gene HOOK2). Gene Ontology annotation, biological process: cytoskeleton-dependent intracellular transport; cytoplasmic microtubule organization. Gene Ontology annotation, molecular function: dynein light intermediate chain binding; microtubule binding. Gene Ontology annotation, cellular component: centrosome; cytoplasm. The coding region runs from base 25 to 1662 and encodes 545 amino acids. The record is from RefSeq and is a predicted model, not a curated record. NCBI's taxonomy places the organism in Eukaryota, Metazoa, Chordata, Aves, Psittaciformes, Psittaculidae. The transcript is spliced from 22 exons.